UCCAUGGCUUCCAACAAAAACAACAUUAAAAUCCAUGAACACAUCAAAGUUGUUCCUCCAUCAUCAUCUACCCAAACAACAACAACAACUCCUCUCACUUUCUUCGACAUAAUUUGGCUAAGGUUUCAUCCUGCAGAGCGAAUCUAUUUUUACACACUCCAUGAUCCACACUCUCACCCUUCUUUUUUCUUUCAAGAAAUUGUUCCAAAUCUCAAAUCUUCACUCUCUUUAACCCUCCAACAUUUUCUCCCGUUAGCUGGUAAAAUCGUUUGGCCUUCUGAUUCUUCAAAACCAUUCAUUCAAUUCGAUCCGAGUGAUGAUGAUAUUGGAGUUUCAUUACACAUUGUAGAAUCUGAUGCCGAUUUCAAUCAUGUCAUCGGAAACUCACCCCAUGAAGCUUCUUUGUCUCGUUCUUUUAUACCUCACUUGGAAUCAUCAGAUUCGUUUUUUGCGUCUAUCAUUUCACUCCAGAUCACUUUUUUCCCAAAUUGUGGUUUCAGCAUAGGAAUCACUGCACACCAUGGUGUUUUUGACGGAAAAUCUUUAUCCAUGUUCAUUAAAGCUUGGGCUUAUCUAUGCAACAAAAUAAUUGGACUUGAAACACCAACUUUGUUGCCAGAGUUAGAGCCUUUAUUCAACACAGAUAUCAUCAUAGGCACAAAUGAAAAUAACUUAAUCAAGAUCUUAUCCAAGAUAUUCCCAAGUGAAAAAGGAAAUGAAAGAAGCCUAAAGAUUUUUCCUUAUGAACCAAAACUCGAAGACUCUCUUCGUGCUACGUUCAAGCUCACACGUGCAGAUUUGGAUAAAAUCAAGCAAGAUGUGCUAUCCAAAUGGGAAAUAUUCAAUCCAAAUGAAUCAAAGCCACAAACUUUAUCAUCAUUUACUCUCACUUGUGCUCAUUCACUUGUUUGUAUAGCAAAAUCUAUUCAUGAAGUUGAACAAGAGAAAGAAAAGUUUGCUUUUGCUUUUGCAAUAGAUUGUAGAGCAAGGUUGGAAACUCCAUUACCAAAUAACUAUUUUGGUAACUGUGUAUUGGCUAGUUUCAUUAAUACACAACCAAUUGAUUUCAUAAACGAAGAUGGUGUCUUUGUAGUUGCGAAGUGUAUUUAUGAGAAAAUAAAGAUGAUAAAUAAAAAGGGAAUUUUUGAAGAAAGUAUUUUUGAUUUGUUUGAUAAAUAUAGAACUUUAAAUAAUGAAGGAUAUGAAACUUUUGGUGUUGCUGGGUCUAAUAAACUAGGUGCUUAUAAGAAUAAUUUUGGUUAUGGAAGGCCAGAAAAGGUGGAGUUAGUGUCCAUAGAUAAAGAUUUAUCAAUUGGUUUUGGAGAUAGCGGUGAUGGUGAUGGUGAAGUUGAAAUUGGUCUUGUUUUAAAUAAACAUGUAAUGAAUACCUUUAGCACUUUGUUUCUUGAAGGACUAUGUGUUAAUUGA
This is a messenger RNA of Vicia villosa (hairy vetch), 1428 nucleotides long. RefSeq names its product malonyl-CoA:anthocyanidin 5-O-glucoside-6''-O-malonyltransferase-like. Lineage: Eukaryota; Viridiplantae; Streptophyta; Magnoliopsida; Fabales; Fabaceae. Bases 4 to 1428 code for a protein of 474 amino acids. The record is from RefSeq and is a predicted model, not a curated record. The transcript is spliced from 2 exons.